Molecule: messenger RNA, 1510 nt
Organism: Danaus plexippus (monarch butterfly)
Lineage: Eukaryota; Metazoa; Arthropoda; Insecta; Lepidoptera; Nymphalidae
Gene: Coq4
Product: ubiquinone biosynthesis protein COQ4 homolog, mitochondrial
Exons: 4
Coding region: 717-1451 (244 amino acids)
Biological process (GO): ubiquinone biosynthetic process
Cellular component (GO): mitochondrion; mitochondrial inner membrane
Source: RefSeq, a predicted model, not a curated record
AGUAUAUUCUGACAAUGUCGCUUAGAAUGGAGGAGACACAACCGAGGCUCUUCUUGUAAUUUGUAGAAUAUAAUUUUAUAGGUUCGAUUGAGUUAUAUUGAGAAAAUAUUAUGUGAAGAAUGAGAGAUGUUGAAGGGGAGAAGAUCGUACAGAGGAUGAAGGAGUUUAGGAUAGUCAAUUGGAGAAGGUCUUCAUACUUUCAUCAGAAAAAGUCUCUGAAUCUAAUUUUUGUGCAAAUAAUAAGGGAAGAAUUGAAGCUUGGGGAAUUUACUUAUGAUGACAGAUAUAUAAAAGACUAGAAUGACAAGUAAAAAAUUUAUGUAAUAUACGUUUCGAAGAAAUUCUUAAAGAAAAAAAUUCUCUUUAUGUUAUUUAUACCGCUAUGUAUGUAUUUAAUUUAAUGAUCAUCAUGUCUUUACAUUAAAAAGACUUUUUAAACAAUACACGACGUUUGUUUGUCUUGUUGUUUAGAAAGUUUUUUCUAAUAUCAUUUAGAAUUAUAUUCGUUUUAUUACUUAUUAUAAAUUGUCUACUUUGUUUUUUUUUUAAUUAUUAUUGUCGACACCAUUCUCAGACUUAUUUUUAUUACGGUUGGGUACGACAUCUUAAGUGACGUUCUUGACAUUUGGCAAGUUGAGUAUUUAUUUUUAAAAUAAUUUUUAAUGUUAUUAUCUAGUUAAGUGUUGUUAAAUAAUUCACAAAUUAAAGUAAAUAAAAUGCGAAUAUAUUUGAAGAGAUUUCAAAGUUCUUUGGCUGCAGCUCGUUUUAAAGAUGAAAUGCAGAAAAAUUUCAUUCAAACGAACUUAUUCCAAAAAACUUUACUAACUAUUGGUUCGGCAUCAGUAGCACUUUUAAAUCCACAUAGAGGUGAUAUGAUAGCUUGCUUAGGAGAAGUGACUGGUACUACAGCAUUAGUUAAUAUGCGAAAUAAAAUGCUUGAAACGAAUGAAGGAGUCGAAAUUCUUAACACUCAGCCACGAAUAAACUCUAAGACUGUUUGUUUUAAAAGUCUUUCUGAAAUGCCCAAAAACACUCUCGGUAGGGUGUACUAUGAUUUUAUGAUUGACAAUAAAAUAACAGCAGAUUCAAGAUUACCAGUACAAUUUAUUGCCGAUCCUGAUUUGGCUUAUGUUAUGCAACGUUAUAGAGAAGUCCAUGACCUUGUUCAUUCAGUAUUAUUUAUGAAGACUACUAUGCUUGGGGAAGUAACUGUGAAGUGGGUAGAAGGAAUACAAACAAAAUUACCAAUGUGCAUCGGAGGUGGUAUCUGGGGUGCUGCUAGGUUAAAACCUAAGCAUAGACAAUUGUACCUUAAUCAUUAUUUACCUUGGGCUAUUAAAACUGGAAAAAAUGCCGCUUUUUUACAAGGUAUCUAUUUUGAAAAGAGAUGGGAUCAAGAUAUUGAUGAUUUUCAUAGAGAGAUGAAUAUAGUUAAACUUAAUGUUAAAUAAAGACAUAUUGUAUGUAUAGUGUUUGUUAAAUUAAUAAUUUAUUGGUGUUAAUAACUUAA